CCCCCCUUGCCCCUGGAAAGCUGAAAACCACUAUGUGCAAGUUCUACUCAUUCGGCACUUGCACAAAGGGAGAGAACUGCGCUUAUGCCCACUCAGAGAGCGAGAUCGGCACGCCUAUGCCUGGAAGAAAUGGUCAAAGCUCUUCAGGGUUUAUGCGAGAGGGAGACUGGAUGUGCGAAUGUGGAAACCACAACUUUGCGAGCCGCAUCCGAUGUAAUAGCUGCGAUAAGAUGAAAGAUGGCAAGAAGCCCGGGGACUGGAUGUGCAGCAAUUGCCGUGCUGAAAAUGAGGCAGCUGCUGAGUCGUGCACCAAAUGCCAGUCGUCCAAAGAGAGUGCGAACCUUACCUCGAAGAUGGAAAUGAUGACAGCUUCCAAAGGUGAUCGGAGGCCAAGAAGCUCUCCGUACGGAAAAGGUGGCGGCGGCAUGGGCUGGGGUGAAAUGGGCGGCUAUGGUCCUAUGGGCGGCUGUGCUGGAGGAAUGGGUUGCGACGGUAUGGCUUGUGGUAAUGGCUGCGGCAUGGGCGGCUGUGGUGGAGACGGUUGGUGGGAUGAGUGGAGCGCUUGGGGUUGGGGCGAUGAUGCCUACAGGCCUGAACAUGGCAUGGUGCCCAUGGGCGGCAAAGGCGGCUCUGGGAAGGGAGGCGGUCCCACACCGCCAGCACAGUCCCGAGCAGGUGACUGGACUUGCGAAUGUGGGAACAUCAACUUUGAGAGUCGAGUGAAGUGCAAUCGGCACAGUUGCGCCAAGAUGAAGCCUGGCUUCGUGGAAGGAGAUUGGAUUUGCCGAAAAAGAGAAUGCAGACAGCACAACAACAUCGCUCACGAGGUAUGUCAAUCCUGCAGUGCUCCAAGGGGUCAAGAUUUCAGAUCCGCUUUCCCUUGAGCUUCGUAGAGAUUGGCG
Molecule: messenger RNA, 902 nt
Organism: Durusdinium trenchii
Lineage: Eukaryota; Dinophyceae; Suessiales; Symbiodiniaceae
Source: the annotation of a GenBank genome assembly